Messenger RNA from Neltuma alba, 1198 nucleotides. Its product is annotated as EKC/KEOPS complex subunit bud32. Gene Ontology annotation, cellular component: EKC/KEOPS complex; nucleus; cytosol. Gene Ontology annotation, molecular function: protein serine/threonine kinase activity; ATP binding. Gene Ontology annotation, biological process: protein phosphorylation. The transcript has 6 exons. The record is from RefSeq and is a predicted model, not a curated record. NCBI's taxonomy places the organism in Eukaryota, Viridiplantae, Streptophyta, Magnoliopsida, Fabales, Fabaceae. Bases 193 to 948 code for a protein of 251 amino acids.
AAUUAGUCUCAGUUUAUCUAUCGCCAAAUGACAAGAAGUUCAACCCUUGUUGAGGCCUGCAUGUCUCUGUGAACGUUAUUACUCUAUCUGAUGAUCAGGCCCUCCUAACUUUCCAUUGGGCGAUCAUUUUCCCUCUGGCACAUAAUUGUUGCAGAAACUUAACUUGAAGACACUUCCUAGAGAUCUUUCUUUAUGGAGAUUGAAGCGGACAUAAGAAGUGGCUCUCUCAUUCUGCUGAAGCAAGGAGCUGAAGCCAGGGUUUUUGAGUCUGAUUUUGUGGGAAGGAGAUCAGUUGUCAAAGAGCGCUUCUCAAAGAAGUACAGGCAUCCAAUUUUGGAUUCUAAACUUACUCUAAAGCGAUUAAAUGCGGAGGCCAGGUGCACGACCAAAGCAAGACGGCUUGGGGUUUGUACGCCGGUGCUGUAUGCUGUGGAUCCUGUGUCACACACAUUAACGUUUGAAUUUAUUGAGGGACCUUCAGUGAAAGAUGUAUUUCUUGAAUUUGGGUUACAUGGUGUCAAUGAAAAGCAGUUGGAUGAUAUUGCAUCCCAAAUUGGCGAUGCAAUUGGAAAAAUACAUGAUGGUGGCCUAAUUCAUGGUGAUUUGACCACCUCUAAUAUGCUGCUGAAGAAUGGCACCAAUCAGUUGGUCCUCAUUGACUUUGGUUUGAGCUUCAUUUCAACCCUACCAGAAGAUAAAGCUGUUGAUUUGUAUGUUUUGGAAAGAGCCCUUCUUUCAAUGCACUCUUCAUGUGGGAAUGUGAUGGACCGGAUACUUGCAGCAUAUCGCAAAUCGUCAAAGCAAUGGUCAUCCACAUUAAACAAGCUGGCGCAAGAGGGAAUAUCACGUCAUGAAGGACCUUUUAUUUCGUACGCCAACCGGAGGACAGAAAUCACCAUGCUUCAUGCUGCCAAGCUUGACACGAUUGGGUCUGGUUUGAUUCUAUAAUGGAUAUUGUUUUAGGAUGUGUUGGCUAAUAUGAUUGGUCUUGCUCAGUGUUAUGUUUUGGGAAUCCAAAAUUUUACUCCUUCUCUCUGUCCAUAAGAUCUAACGACGCGUCACGCAUUUAUAUUUCGAUGCUCGUUUAAGUGUGUGUAUAGUUCGUCCUUGCUUGCUUGUUAUUCUUGGAUGUUGCAUUUCAUUAUUAAGAUUGUUGACAAUAUUUAUGAGAAUUCCAUGGCGUGGUUAUGUGCUGCAA